Messenger RNA from Symbiodinium sp. CCMP2592, 1770 nucleotides. NCBI's taxonomy places the organism in Eukaryota, Dinophyceae, Suessiales, Symbiodiniaceae. The record is from the annotation of a GenBank genome assembly.
AUGGCGACCAGCGCCCCGCUCCUGGGUAAGGAGGGCAAGGCUGCCCACAGCAAGGCCUCGAUUUUCUACGGAGCAGACGAGUAUCUUGAGGAGCUGAGUCAGUGCUUGUGUGGCAGAACCCUUUUUCACUUUCAAUACGAGCACGACCAUGAAAUUGCGGCUUUGAAGAACGCUCUGCCGGGCGAGGGGGACCCUAACGCAGCAGGCGUUGCCCAGAGCAACGACAAGAUGCUCUCCGUUCAGAAGAACAACGAGAACAGAAGCCUGAAGACCAACCGGCUCUUCCCCACCCCGAACAAGCCAGAUCCCAUGCCGCAGAAUCUAGCAUUCCUCUUCACGAAGAUCACGCCGGACCGGGAUGCUGCGCUUGAUCAUAAGUUUGAUUUGCUCGCUCCAUGUCGAUGGAUGCAAGAUAGGUGGAAUGUACUUACGGCAAUUUUCUUCACCCAAGUGUUGAUGGUGAUCGGCUACUGUGUAGCCUUGGCUUGCUUCCCAGACUACUGGUGGACAUGCACGCUCUGCUUCGGGAUCCCCUUCUCGUACAUCGCCAUCCAGAACAUCUACAUCGAUCACGAUGUGAUGCAUGGUGCCACUUUCCCGGUUUACGAGUGGCAGCGCUUCUUGACUCACCCCUUUGCUGACUUCUUCAGCUUGCCGUGGGAGGAAUUCGUCCUCGAGCACAACAGGCAUCAUGCCUCAACUGUGGACUUGCUGAUCCAGGGUGAGUUCGGAUGGGACCCCGAGGAGUUCCACUACGCCCUGCAGCAGUGGGCCGGGCCAUGGAGCUCCAACUGGUACAAGUACCUGCUCACCGUGCCCUUCAUCCCAGUGAUCCACUUCUUCGGCCUGAACGACACGGGCUCCCUGUUUGCUUUGGAGUGGUGGAUGCACUUCCCCGACGAGGGCGCAGGUGGCAAGUGCAACAAGGAGUUCUGGAGCAAGUGGAUUCCGCGUCGCAUCAAGCACAAUGCCUUCGUGCUCUCGCUGUGGGCCUGCGUGUGGCUGCUCGGCACCUACCCUUUGGGACGUCCCCUGAGCGAGGGCUGGCGGUUCAUGUUCACCGUGUCCGUCUUCGCUCGCAUCGGCUACUCCGCGGCCUGGAUGUUCAUCACCAACUUCACUCAUAGCUUGCCUUGGAACGAGUUCCUGGCACAGGAUCCGGGCCGCACCUGGCCUGUCCUUCAUAACGUGAUGGCCAUGGUCCUUGGAGGAAAGCACCGCUGGAACGAGAUGCUCUUCCACGAUGUCCAUCAUGCGUUUCCAAACGCUGUCGGCACGCUGAGCCAGCGCGGCCGCUUCCACGGCUGGGAGAAGGUGCACGACGCCGCUGCCGAGGUCCUUCAUCGAGGCCUGUGGAAGCCCAACGGCGAUGAGGAGACCCAGAUGCAGAAGACCCAGUGCCGCGGAGGCGGAUCAGGAUGGCUUUCACCGUUUUUCUACCGUUUCGUGUUUCUCUUGCCGGCUGCCAAACCUAGUCAGAAGCUUCCGGUUGUGGAUUACAGAUUCCUAGGAGCGGCAGUCCGAAACAGAAUCGCAGUGCAGGGGUGCGAACUGGCCAGUUUUCGGUGGCCCCGUUGCAUAAGCUUGACUGCUGCACUCGCUGGUUUUCGCUAUCCCAAACGUUUCUAUUUACAGAUAUGUUUCAUUUCGUCAUGUUUAUCUUCUUUUGAAUUUUGCUCAGCCCCUUUCUCUCACGCGCAUGUCAUCAAAUGUCCAUUGGCUGUUUCGUGUGCAUUCCUGGAAGAGACGUGGUCCACAACCUGUAAAUGA